Molecule: messenger RNA, 4119 nt
Organism: Galendromus occidentalis (western predatory mite)
Lineage: Eukaryota; Metazoa; Arthropoda; Arachnida; Mesostigmata; Phytoseiidae
Exons: 5
Coding region: 1-4119 (1372 amino acids)
Biological process (GO): DNA integration
Molecular function (GO): nucleic acid binding
Source: RefSeq, a predicted model, not a curated record
AUGCCGGGUGAUCAAAAAAGCAUCAUACCCGAGAAUGUCGAACAGAGUUUCGAACAAGAAGACUCAGUGGAUGAGGCUGUCACAGCAGGGGAGUUCAGGGCUGCGCGCUCUAGCCUCAAAGCUCUAAGGUCAGCGCUCACCAAAGCAUGCAACAGAGCAAUGCGAUUGCUAACAGAAGGAGACUCAUCAGAUCUUGCGGACGACAUAGUCACGUCAGAGAAUACAAUUCAGGAUCUGUGGAAGAGGCUGGACAGGGCAUUCACUCAGAUUCUGGUAUCGCCGCUGAUGACGGACGAUCUUGCGGACGAAGAAGAGGCGAAGCAUUCUGAAUAUCUGAGAACGUACACCGACACGUCACAUGAGCUAAGGGCUCGACUGAGGAAAUGCGAGCGAAAAAUCUUUGGAUCCGUCCGCACAGAAUCGUCUUUCCAGGCGGAAGGCGUGAAAUUGAACUCUACGAUGAAUCAGCAGGGGAAGACGGACGUGCCCACGAGGAAAUCAUGGAAAGAAGUCUGCGAAAGAGUGCCGAAAUUCGACGGAAGUGCUACGAAGUUUAACAGGUGGAAGGAUGCGUUCGUUCUUCAUGUGGACUCCAAGGCCUGGGACGAGCUGGAUAAGUUCGAGCUGCUGCUGAAGACUCUCGUUGGACGGGCAGCACGAGCGAUCGCGGGGUUCUCUGUGAGAGCCGAAAACUAUGUGCUUGCGAGGGACACAGUUUACGAAGACUUCGGUGACAUCACGGUGGCAACAAAACAGCAUAUGGACAUCGUCAUGGCGGCGUGCCAGGAAGAUCUACGGGAUAAUGCUAAGUUUAUCAGUUUCGUAGAAUGCAUAGUACAGAAUAUUCAAUCGCUGUUAACGGUAGGGAAUACAUACGAAGGGGAGGGUCGAGACAUCUCGCCCAAUCCAUGGCUGCUGAAUGCAAUCAAAAGCAAGCGAAACUCUUGGCCGACUCAAUGCGGUUCGGCAGGUGGUUCGAAUGUCGUGGUUGCGACCGCGUCUACGACCAAAACCCCAGAUGAUAUUUCAUUUUUAUGGAAAACGGAAUUGAUGGGCAUUGAACCGUAUUCGAAAGAGAGCGAAGAAGCGUCAAAUGAAGAGCUACAGGCCUUCUUCGAGAAGACAAUUCGGAAAUCUUCCCGGGGUCGUUACGUGAUCGAUUUACCGUUUAAACCGAACAAAGACACACUGGGGAACAAUAAGAAACUGGCGGAAAAUAGGUUAAGAGGACUAUUAAAGCAAAUUCAGAAAGAUCCGGAGUUACUGCGCGCAACGGACUUGGAAAUUAGGGAGCUGUUAAGCCAAGGCUUCAUUGAGAAGGUGGCACCACCCAGGAAGGGUGAAGCGGCACAUUAUUUGCCGUUACUAGCGGUGGUGAAAAAAAAUGGCCUCAACGGAGGGCAAUCUCAAAAUUUAGUAUUCAUACUACUGAGAUUCAGACAAAGCACGAUUGUCAUCACGGCGGAUAUAGAGAAGGCAUACCUUCAAUACGAAAUCAGUCCAAAGCACAGAACAUAUCUAAGAUUUCUAUGGCCCGCGGGCAUUAGGAUAAGAUAUCAUUUGGAUAAAGAGAUAGAAAAGCGACCACACCAGAAAGAGCUACUGGAUUUCGUGAAGAAGCAUUUCUACGUCGAUGACAUCAUUGCGAAAGCUGAUUCGGUCAAGGAGGGCAUUGAAACCGCGGAUAUUUUAGUAGACGUAUUCGAGGCGGGAUGCUUCCCUCUAAAGAAAUUCGCCACGUCGUCAAAAGAAGUGGGUGAAUACAUAAAGCGGAAAAACCCAGAGGCAAAAGUCACGUUCGAGGAUAAAAAUUUCAAGUUUUUGGGGGUGCGGUGGAAUCAACAGAAUGAUUCGAUGCAUAUAGACGCCGCGGCGGCCAUGGCAUGUUUCGAAAAUAAUGCCGCGACGAAGAGAACGAUCUUGAGAGGAGCUAGUCAGGUGUUCGACCCUCUCGGUCUGGUGGCGCCGCUCGUGAUUGGGUUCAAAGUAUUAUUGCAAACCUCAUGGACCAAAAAGUUCGAUUGGGAUAUGAAGCUCUGCGGAGAUGAACUGAGGAAUUAUAACGAACAAGUGGCGAAGCUGAAGACGGUAUCGGAAAUCAACGUGGAGAGGUUGUUCGUAUGCAACGAGCGUCAGGCAGCGAACGAACUUCAUGUAUUCUGCGAUGCCAGUCUGGUGGGGUACGGCUGCGUCGCUUACUCGCGAAUCAUACUCGAGGGAAAAAACAUUGCCACGAGAAUGAUCAUGUCUAAAGGGAGAGUAGCUCCUUUGAAAGGAGACUGGUCCAUUCACAGACUCGAACUGCUGGGAGCAGUAGUUGCGAUACGCAUUGCGAAGCGAAUAGUAGAAUCCGAGUUAGUCAAAUUCAAAUCGACUCAUUUCUGGUGUGACAACGCAUGCGUACUAGCUUGGAUUAGAGACAAGCCGGAGCGUUGGAAAGCGUUUGUCGGAAAUCGCAUCAAGGAAAUUCAGAGUCAUUCGGAAAGCGGUCAAUGGAAAUACGUUCGAUCCGCGGAAAACCCAGCGGAUUUACUGAGUGGGGCUGCGGCGCUAGACACUCAGGAAUUGCGAGACUUCUGGAUAUCCGGGCCACUAUGGUUUCGAAGGGGUGAAGAGCCAAAAGACCAUUCGCUAAAUGCAACGUUAUACGAGAAGAAGAUAGUGAACGAACGGAAAAUACAAUGCGUGGUAGCGGCGACGCGACGGUUGCGACCGACACGAGUGAUUUCGGCGGGGGAAUUCUUCGACGCCGAAAGCAAUCUAUUGAGAAGCAUACAGAGCAACCAUUUCGGGGCGGAAAUCACGAAGAAUUGUCUGGGUAUCUCCAAACAAAGUCCGUUGCACCAAUACCAUCCGUUCGCGGAUGAUAAUGGGCUGAUAAGGUGCAAGUCGAGGCUGGAGAAGGCGGUUUGGAUUUCGUACGAGACGGCCAACCCGAUCAUCCUCCCGGGCGAUGAUGAACUAGUAAAGCUUUACGUUAGAUGGCUUCACGAAAGCAUCUGCUGUCAUGCGGGUAGCGUUCCAGGGAUUCUACAGAGGGUUAGGGCGAGAUUUCUGAUCCUACGAGCUAGGAGGAUAGCAAAAAAAGUAGUGGAACGGUGCAAAACAUGCGUGAAAUUCAGAGCUCAACCCGCGGCGGAACCUUUUCCGGGACUGCCAGCGUUUCGAAUGAGCACAGCUCCGGCGUUUUCAGUAACUGCAGUAGAUGCCGCGGGACCUAUACCAGCGAAAGACACAGAGGGAAAACCAUUCCCCACCUAUAUAAUGUUAUUCUGUUGCCCAGUGUCGCGAGCCGUGAGGCUCGAAUUGGUCGCGAACCUCUCCACUUACGAAUUUUUGCUAGCUAUGAGGCGAUUCUACAAUAGAAACCCCACAGUAUCGAGAUUCUAUUCGGACGAUGCAGCUCCGUUUCGUCGAGCAGCGAAAGAAAUCAAAUGGUUAUUUGACAUGGCUUCUUCGAGGGAGUGCCAAGAGCUUCUGAUCAAACAUAGAAUUUCGUGGGAAUUCAACACGGAGCGAGCGCCGUGGCGCGGAGGUUUCUACGAGAGGAUGUUUAAAACUAUAAAACAGCCACUCAGGAAAAUCAUCGGUAGAAACAUUCUCAGCUUCAGAGAACUAGAAACGACUCUCACUGAUAUCGAAAAGGUGGUGAAUGAUCGCCCGCUGACGGCAGUCAACAAUGAUCAGGACGAGAUACUGCCGCUGCGACCCUUUGAUCUUCUUUAUGGAAGUCAAGCGGAACCGGUACUACCGGACAUAGUCGGACUCGGGAGGGUCAUAGAGGGAGCGACGGCGGAAGUUCUGUCGGAUAGAUGGAAGCAACAGCAGUGCAUCAUAAAUGCAUUUUGGAAGCGGUUCCGCAAGGAAUAUUUACAGCAGCUCAGAGGAGCACAUGCUAGAAAGCCUAUCCGGAGUAGAGCAAUAAAAGUAGGAGACGUGGUCUUGCUAGACGAUCCAGCAGCGUCAAGGAGCUAUUGGCCAAUGGGUCGAGUAGAUUCAUUUGUCGGCAUCGACGACGCGGACAAGAAGAGGCGAACGUGUAUCGUCCGAUUUCCAUCGGGAAAAAUGCUGAAGCGGCCCAUCCAAUUAUUAUAUCCAUUGGACGUGGGACAACCGUAA